Colias croceus (clouded yellow) is the source of this 1683-nucleotide messenger RNA. Its product is annotated as putative fatty acyl-CoA reductase CG5065. Lineage: Eukaryota; Metazoa; Arthropoda; Insecta; Lepidoptera; Pieridae. Gene Ontology annotation, molecular function: alcohol-forming very long-chain fatty acyl-CoA reductase (NADP+) activity. The transcript has 13 exons. Gene Ontology annotation, cellular component: peroxisome. The record is from RefSeq and is a predicted model, not a curated record. The coding region runs from base 103 to 1635 and encodes 510 amino acids. Gene Ontology annotation, biological process: long-chain fatty-acyl-CoA metabolic process.
AUUAUCAUUUAGUUCAGUCAACCCAAACGCGUUGUGUUAGCGGUUGUGUGCAGUCGUGCUUUUGGUUUCAGCGCCAUCUAGCGACGGGUGGAAGUUGAUAAAAUGGCGCCAUCAGUGAGAGAGUUCUACACGGGAAAGUCAAUUUUAAUCACAGGAGCAACUGGUUUUGUUGGAAAGGUGUUAGUUGAAAAACUACUCCGCGACUGUCCCGGGAUAAAAACUAUUUAUUUAUUGUUGAGACAGAAGAAGGGGAUACCCGGGGAGGAGAGGCUAAAGGAAUUGUGUAAUAAUAGAGUAUUCGAAUUGAUCCACAAAAAGGAUCCAUCAGCGUUCAACAAACUAAAGUUCAUAUCGGGAGACAUUUUAGAAGAAGACCUCGGUCUCUCCAACGAUGACAAACAGGAGUUGCAGAGAAACUGUCAGAUUAUAAUACAUAGUGCGGCUUGCGUGAGGUUUGAUCAAAAACUAAAAGAUGCAGUGCACAUGAACACAACCGGGACGCAUCGCUUGUUAAAACUCGCUGAAACUAUGGAAAACCUUGAGGCGUUCGUCCACCUGUCGACCGCGUACUGCCGCUGCGACUUGCCCGAGUUGGACGAGGCGCUGUACCCCGCCGUGCACAGCCCGCGCAACAUCAUGGACAUCGUGGACUGGAUGGACGACAGCACGCUGCAAUAUAUUGAGCCUAAGAUAAUAGAAUCAGAACCAAACACGUAUUCCUAUACAAAAGCAAUAACUGAAGACUUGGUCGCUGAAUACAGUACAAAGUUCCCCAUCGCCAUCGGCCGGCCAUCUAUCGUGACAUCAGCAUGGAAGGAACCUAUGCCGGGUUGGGUGGACAACCUCAACGGACCGACUGGCUUGCUUAUCGGUAGUGGGAAAGGCGUUAUCCGCACGAUGCACUGUGAACCGUCAUACACAGCAGAUGCGAUUCCCGUAGAUGUAGUCGCUAACGGAUGUAUACUUAUUGCUUAUGCUACUGCAUUGGAUAAAUCGAAGGAGACGCAAAUCUUCAAUAUCACGCUGUCUGGAGUUCAGAAAAUAACUUGGAAAGAAGUUAUUGAUACUGGCGAGAAGUGGGUGAACACGUACCCGUUCCUGGUCGCGCUGUGGUACCCGGGCGGGAACAUCAAGUCGCACUGGCUGACGCACCAGCUCGCGGUGCUGCUGUUCCACGUGCUGCCCGCGUACUUGUGCGACGCGCUGCUCUUCCUGCUGGCCAAGAAGACCUUCAUGGUGAACGUCCAAAAACGCAUCAGCCACGGUCUAGACGUUCUCCAGUACUACACGACAAAGGAGUGGCAUUUCAAAAACAAUCGCUUCCUCUCGCUCAUGCAGCGUGUGAGUGAAGAGGAAAGGGAGAUAUUCUACAUCGAUGUUAGCAAAUUGGAUAGGGACGAAUAUUUGAGAGACUAUGUACUUGGGGCGCGCCAUUUUGUGUGCAAGGAGGAUCCGGCUAGCUUGCCGAGAGCUAGGAAAUUGCAUAAAAUCCGUUACGUAGUGGACGUGGUAUUUAAAAUGUUGAUAACUGGUCUGUUCAUUUGGAUCCUGUACUGCUAUAAGGACACCUUUGGUUCAUUAGUGACAAUGGCAGAUUCUACGUUAAGAAGUAUUUUGAAUAUUAAUAGUGAAUAAAUUUAAAUUGAAUAGAUUUAAUGUACGAAAGUGAUUAAAAAUUGUGUA